This is a messenger RNA of Brachypodium distachyon (stiff brome), 3618 nucleotides long. RefSeq lists its product as uncharacterized. NCBI's taxonomy places the organism in Eukaryota, Viridiplantae, Streptophyta, Magnoliopsida, Poales, Poaceae. The transcript has a single exon. The record is from RefSeq and is a predicted model, not a curated record. Bases 1896 to 3491 code for a protein of 531 amino acids.
AUUCUGUUACCAUCAGAUGUAUUUAGAAUGGACGGUUGAGGUUUUCUACAAGUACUGUAGAACCCCCUAGUUUAUUUAGAACAAAACACGUCAUUUGUGAGCCAUGCGCAUUCUAUUAUUAACUGAUAAUAACAUUAAAUACACGAAGUCCCGAGUUGCGGUUGUUGCAUUUUCCUUGUUCUUCAAUGGCAGCAGCUUCUAGUUAAAGUGUUCCAUAAGACACACACAGCUUUUUAGCCUUUCUCUCCUAUUGCAAUUAGUCAGAUUUUUAGCCUUUUCUCCUAUUUUAACUAGUCAUCGGUCUCCUGCUUAAAAAGAGAAAGAAACUAGAAGUGGGUUGCUGCCGGGUUAAAAAGAGAAAAGAGGGAAGAAAAACAGGUGCAUGCAACCAACCAGACAGAACUACCAAAUCGACCACCAACUGUUCUUCUCUAAGGAAAUGUAAUCAAUUUCAGACCAAAGGCAUUCGUGUCCCGCCUUUUCUUAUAAAGCCCUUACGGCCACGAAUAGAGUUGCUCGGAAAACCACUUUGAAGUUCAGCACACACACCGCACUAGACAAUCAGAGUACCAACAACUGGCCGAGACACGCGAACAAAAUGCUACCCUAUGGCGAUGGCUAAGGUAUCAGGCUGGAGUAAAGCUGCUUAAGCGCCUGUCUUUUUGAAACUUUAGAAGCUGUCUAGCUUGAUUCCUCCAUCCACGAUCUAAGAGCUGUCCGUCCUUUUGAAACUGGAACAAGGAAGGUAGAGAACCUAACAACAUUUACCUGCGUGUUUCUUCUGUCUUGGAACUGGAAUUAUCCAAAUCUCCAUCUCUGUUUUUUUCUACUGCAAGGUACUCAGAUCCAUGAGAAAGAGCGUUCACAGAGGCCCAUCAGAUUAAAAUUAGCACAUAUAAUAGUACACCAAACUUGUGAUUAGUGGGAGAUCGCCAUUGUUUAUUGGGUGGGUGAGAAGAGGAGUACCACAUCCACACCCCCUCUUAGAAAAAGAGGUUGCCUAGCUUUGACAGUAAUUAGCUAAUGCCUCUUAAUUACUCCCCCGUUCCAAAAUUCUUGGCUUUGUUUUAGUUAGUAGUUAUUAUUAUUCAUUCACCGGCUGGCGUCCACAUGGCUCCUCAAAGGCCGCGCCGCACUUGCUCCUGUGGCCUGCUACUAUGCCAUCUUAAGUAAAUGACCUCAAAAAGUACAAGCACUGCUUGGGUCUUGUAUACUUAGUCAGUGCUUUCAACGAACUAAUAGCAUGCUGUCAAAAAACUAAGAAGCAUGGCUCACAAAUCAAGUGUGUGUUUUUAAAGAAACUAGAUCACAUGGGUGCACCGUGCAUGUUAGUUCAUCGGUCUGUGGAGUGAUGUAUAGUUUCCUUUAUGUAUGUCUGUCAUAAGUCUAAGAGCAUCUCGUGAUGUCGAGGCUAGCUCAUCACAGGCCAUGGACACCGCGCCUGAAACUUUAAUUCCUAUCCAAGAGCUGGGGAGGAAAACAACAGAGACUCUUGGCUGACUUCUCACAGGAACCAAGAUCCAUCAUGCCAACGAUAAAUAAUACGGAGUAGAUAAUUAGAUGUCGCUAGGGCAUAUUUCCAAAGACAUCCCAUGUGGUUGUUUAGUCUUUUUAUUUGCACACAGCAGUUGGCUAGUGUCCACAGGGAGCAUGGUGGUUCUCUAACUCAGCUAGAAAUAAACGGUUGCCUCGGCCGGUCGAAGCGUACAUAUCCCUUUCACAACCAUCUAGCAGGAGCCGGUUAGAGUAGAAGAGCCUAAUUUGGUUAUCCCUUUCACAAUCAUCUAGCAGGAGACAGAUCUUAACAUGGCUCAUAUCUCACUGUGCACGAACAGCCCCUUUGUUAGCAAGACAUUGUGCUUGUCAGAGUAGAAGAACAAGCCUACAAUCUACACAUGGUGGCAGAUCUCCAUCCUAGUGAUCCUACUCCUAUGGCUGUGGAAGAAGCAUGUAUCAAUCCCCGUCCUAGUAACCUUACUCAUGAUGCUGCACAAGCAAUUCUUAUUUCUACCGAUCCAAUUCAUGGUGAUCCUAUUCCUACCUCUGAAAAAGCAAUACCUACAGAUGCUAUUUCUACAGCUGCAGAAGAAGUAUGUAUCGAUCCCCAUCCUAGUAACCUUACUCCUGGCGCUGAGCAAGAAAUCCCUUUCGGAGAUUUCUUUAGGCAAGCAUGGGAAAGAGAGAAGGAUAAUCACAUUGAUGUUCCAUGGAAGAUCCAUAGAUUCCCUGCUUCCCUGCGAGGGUUUUGUGAAGAACAUCACUACAUUGUUCCAAAAAUGGUGGCAAUAGGCCCUUACUACUGCCACCUCCCCGAGCUGCAGGAGAUGGAGGAGGUCAAGAAGGCGGCAGUAUUCCAAUUCUGCAGGGGCGCCUCUUGGGAGGCGUACGUAAAGGUCGUCGCUGUAGCAAACGUCGCUCGAAGCUGCUACGAUGCCGGCUCGCUAGAAGGUGUCAGUGAUGCUGACUUUGCAUCCAUGAUGUUCCAUGAUGCUUGCUUCCUGCUGGCGACCAUACUUGCAAUCACCAAGCCUGAACAGUGUGAACUGCCCUUGGUAUGUCGGAUCGGCACCAACACACCUGUUGUUGUGACAGACAUGUUUCUCCUGGAGAACCAGAUCCCCUGGAUGGUGCUGGAGGCUCUCAUGACCUUCAGAAAAGUAGAUUUAUGUGGGUUCAUUGCCACGAUGGGAAUGAAUGUCCAAUCUCGUAUUGAUCGCAAGGCAAGGCCCUUGGAUCUCACAGCUUACGAGCCACCGCAUCUCCUUGGCCUUUUCCAUUUUUACCAAUCAGGCCGCGAGAUUACCUUUACGAACUUGGAUUUCACCUUGCGCCCCCCGAGGGAGAGGAUGCUAUCAUCAGAUGUGGUCGAGAGUGGAUAUACAAGGGCGAAGAAGAAGAACCCCCCACCCCGUGUGGUACGCGAGCGCGCUAGGAUACUCGAGUCACUGCCACUAGGUACAAGCGCCAUUGAACUCGCCGAAAUCGGCAUCAAGCUGACCCUCAGCAAAUCAGCAGAGUUCAAGGACAUAGGCCUUACAGAAGGGCUCCUCUUCCGCAAGCUCUUCCUGCCGUCGCUGCGCCUCAACGAGAACACUGCAUGCUGGCUCGUCAACAUGGCAGCUUUCGAGACAUGUGUGGCCUUCCGUGAUGGUGACUACACUGUCAGCUCGUACCUGGUCCUCUUUGCCAUGUUGAUGCACCGGGAACAGGAUGUGCACAAGCUGCGAGCCAUGGGUCUCAUCCAUGGAGAGUUCACCAACAAGCAGGCGCUUGACUUCUUCAAGGGCCGUCACGCUGGAAGCAUGCGCCCAGGGUACAGCUUCUACGCCAUCUUACGACGGCUUGAGAGGUACAGGCAGAAACGGUGGCUGUGGAUCGCCGUGUAUAAGUUCGUCUACAACAACGCCAAGACCAUAGCCACGGUGCUGUCCAUCAUGGGCGUGCUCGCCGGAAUCUUCAAAGCACUACUCGACCUCAAGAAACAACAUUAGCGUGCAGCAGUGAAUCAAGCUAGAGCUACCUUAAUCAUUGGCUGUGCCAUUUUUCUUUUUCUUUGUGAAGUAAAAAGCAGGAGCUCCUAUCUUAAUCAAUGAAAGCAGCGCCUUCUGCAUUUUUUCC